Messenger RNA from Suillus paluster, 684 nucleotides. RefSeq lists its product as uncharacterized. NCBI's taxonomy places the organism in Eukaryota, Fungi, Basidiomycota, Agaricomycetes, Boletales, Suillaceae. The transcript is spliced from 4 exons. The record is from RefSeq and is a predicted model, not a curated record. Bases 1 to 684 code for a protein of 227 amino acids.
AUGACCUUCCUAGUACACUUGACUAUCCUGUUUCUACAUUGCGGCGUUUGUUUGCGCCUCACUGCCGAGUCUCAAUUGUACAAUAGCACCAGAACCUUGUGGGACAUCAUCUGGAGCUGCGCCGCAACUCUGUUCGCAUGUACUUGGACUGUGAUUCAUCCGAAUAUUCCGGGUAUGAACGAGGGGAAAGUUGCCAUCACCUCUCGUCAACUCAUAAUCACCUGGGCUGCGCGGCAGUUUUUCAGUACUCGUGCAGCUGCAAAGGACUUCAAUGAUUACAUCCUCGGACUUGUCGGUCAACGCCGAGCGGCAACUGAACAUUCGACCGAUGCCUUCGCAGGAUGGACGGUGGUACAUGGAUUCUUCGCGUGGACGGGUGGAUUCAUGCUUUAUGUCGCUAAUAAGCCUCGAGCCACUCUUACACCUGAUGAGCUUCUGCAAUUUGUUCGUGGAGGAUCCGUGGACAUGCUUGUCAUCACAGAGGCAGACAUAGAAGAUCGAAGCAAGAGUGAUAUACUAUCUAAAGGCAUCACUGUGCUUCAGCUGGUGUGGUUCGUUCUCCAGCUUGUCACCCGUUACGUCCAGAACCUUUCGAUAACACUGCUUGAAAUCGACACCCUAGCGGUAGCCGCUCUUACCUGCAUUGCCUAUCGUUUGUGGUGGAAGAAGCCUAAGGAUGUGUAA